Molecule: messenger RNA, 456 nt
Organism: Cuscuta epithymum
Lineage: Eukaryota; Viridiplantae; Streptophyta; Magnoliopsida; Solanales; Convolvulaceae
Source: the annotation of a GenBank genome assembly
GCAAACUUGCGGGGGUCGAUGCCACUCUGGAGCUCUUCCACUAUUUCUACCGCGUCACUCCCCAGAAUGCCGACGGGUAUCUGAGCGUGGCCGCACGUCCUGGGAGGCGGCUGUUCAAGAGCUACCCCUCGUCCAUCCACGACUGGAAGAACCGCUUCUUCUUCCUUCGAUACGACGGGCCUCCUCUCCCUCUCCGGUGGAAUGGGUAUCCCCCAAAGAUUGAGUCACCGGAGCCGACCGACGAUCUGCUUUUGGAUGCGGAGAAGGUGUUGGAGGGUGGCGUCCGUCCCAUAGCCGGGUAUCUGACCUUCGAGGCACUCUCCGGGGCAGGCAUAGGUUCUCCGCCAGAUCGAGACCAGAUGAAUCACGCCGAGUGUUUGAAGACAAGGAAGGCCAAAGCGGCCGCUGCUAAAGCCGCACUGGCGAAAGCCAAGAAUGCCCCCGCCCCGGAGUCCA